Molecule: messenger RNA, 7697 nt
Organism: Chionomys nivalis (European snow vole)
Lineage: Eukaryota; Metazoa; Chordata; Mammalia; Rodentia; Cricetidae
Gene: Acsf3
Product: acyl-CoA synthetase family member 3
Exons: 10
Coding region: 131-1855 (574 amino acids)
Biological process (GO): fatty acid metabolic process
Molecular function (GO): medium-chain fatty acid-CoA ligase activity
Source: RefSeq, a predicted model, not a curated record
CCGGCCUGAUCCACCCCUCAGAUUCUCAGACCGGUGCCCCACCCCCAGUGACCCCCAUCUGACCGCCGGUGAGCGCGUUGCAGGGAACAAGAAAAAGGGUGUCGAGCCCGGCCAGUGGUGUGUUGGUGCGAUGCCACCCCACUCGACACUGCCCUUCAGGCGUCUCAUCUGGUCCUUGGCCUCCAGUCGGCUGGUUCCCAGAAGACACAGUGGACAUAGCCUCCUGCAUACAGCUCCAGAAGCCCGCACAGAUGGGAUUGCCCCUGUGUUCAUCCGAGCCCUGGCCUUUGGGGACAGGAUUGCCCUUAUUGACAAACAUGGCCGUCACACCUACAGGGAGCUUUAUGACCGCAGCCUUUGCCUGGCCCAGGAGAUCUGCAGGCUUCGGGGUUGUAAGGUUGGGAACCUCCAGGAGGAGAGGGUUUCCUUCCUGUGCUCCAAUGACGUCUCCUAUGUUGUAGCUCAGUGGGCCUCCUGGAUGAGUGGCGGCAUUGCUGUCCCGCUCUACUGGAAGCACCCUGCGGCCCAGCUGGAGUAUUUCAUCCAAGACUCCAGGAGCUCUGUGGUCGUGGUGGGCCAGGAGUACUUGGAGCGCCUAAGUCCAGUGGCCCAGAGGCUGGGAGUUCCUCUUCUGCCUCUCACGCCUGCCAUCUACCGUGGAGCAGUGGAGCAGCCCCUAGAGCAGCCGGUUCAAGAGAGGGAAUGGCGUGACCGGGGUGCUAUGAUCUUCUACACCAGUGGGACCACGGGGAGGCCCAAGGGUGCACUGAGCACCCACCGUAACUUAGCAGCUGUGGUGACUGGGCUGGUCAACGCGUGGGCGUGGACAAAGAAUGACGUGAUCCUUCAUGUCCUCCCGCUGCACCAUGUCCACGGUGUGGUCAACAAGCUGCUCUGUCCACUCUGGGUAGGAGCCACCUGUGUGAUGCUGCCCGAGUUCAGUGCUCAGCAGGUUUGGGAAAAGUUCUUGAGCACAGAAACUCCACGGAUUAAUGUAUUUAUGGCAGUGCCCACGAUCUACAGCAAACUGCUGGACUACUACGACAAGCACUUCACACAGCCCCACGUACAGGACUUCGUGCGUGCGGUUUGUAAAGAAAAGAUUAGGCUCAUGGUGUCAGGCUCGGCUGCCCUGCCUGUCCCCCUGCUGGAGAAGUGGAAGAGCGCCACGGGCCACACACUCCUGGAGCGCUAUGGCAUGACGGAGAUUGGCAUGGCCUUAUCCAACCCCCUGACGGAGGCUCGCCUGCCAGGUUCGGUGGGGACCCCAAUGCCAGGAGUGGAAGUUCGCAUUGUCUCAGAAAACCCGCAGAAGGAUUCUCCCUACAUCAUCCAUGCAGAGGGAAAUGAGAGGGAGACAAAGGUGACCCCAGGGUUCGAGGAAAAGGAAGGAGAGCUGCUAGUUAGGGGACCCUCUGUGUUCCGAGAAUACUGGGAUAAGCCGGAUGAAACGGAAAAGGCUUUCACUCCGGAUGGCUGGUUCAGAACAGGGGACACCGCCGUGUUCAAGGACGAUAGGUACUGGAUCCGAGGGCGCACUUCAGUGGACAUCAUCAAGACUGGAGGCUACAAAGUCAGCGCCCUGGAGAUUGAGCGGCACCUGCUGGCCCACCCCAGCAUCACCGAUGUGGCUGUGAUUGGAGUUCCGGAUAUGACGUGGGGCCAGCGGGUCACAGCUGUGGUGGCCCUUCAAGAAGGACACUCGCUGUCCCACAAGGAUCUCAAGGAGUGGGCCAGAGGUGUCCUGGCACCCUAUGCUGUGCCCUCCGAGCUCCUGCUGGUGGAAGAGAUCCCACGGAACCAGAUGGGCAAGGUGAAUAAGAAGGAACUACUCAGGCAGUUCUACCCCUCGUGACCAGAGGAGCCAGGGGGCCGAGGCCAGAGGACAGCAGACAUCCCCUGACGAUCAUGUGCUGUGGGCCUUGCAGUGGGCCCAGAGACCCUUAGACGGAAACAACCCCCCUCCCCUGCAAUCAAGUUGACCAGAAUCAAAAACACUGGGGUGAAAUCACCCAGGCUGAUUGUCCAAGCUCACGUGGCCCUGAUCACUGGGUGUGUCCUCAGUUGUCCCUGAGAUCACUGAUGUAUGUCAGCCUCGCAAGCACAGUAAGGGCAUGACUGUCCAGUGUGUGGCCGUCUUCGCAGUGCCCAAGACUGCUGACUCCUAAGGGCAGGUCCCAGAGAGGCAGAGGUGACGCUGAGAAAAGAGAUGAAAUAAAGACAGAAGACAGUAUCCUGUGCUUCCUGGCUGUGGUGAACAAGUUACAUGUCUGCACGCACCACCUCCAGCAGUCACAGCUUCCAGCCGCCAUAGGAUGCCAGACAGCGGCACUGGGCGGAGCCUGCAGCCCCCAGACCUGGAUUCUGCUGCUGGGACUCUCACCCUGGAACUGUGGUCUGUGUGGUCGAACAGCCCCCCAAGGCUGUCCCCAGAUGGCCCUGAAGCUUCCCUGCCUUGACACUGCCUCACCCCAAUUUAGGGUCUUUCUGGUUCUUCUCUAUGCUCUGUCCCCUUUGUUGCCUGCUUCUCAGACCUUCCUACUCUGCUGUGUCCACAUCUGAAAGUUUCCCUGACCUCCAUCCCCCAGGCCCCCAGGCACUGUAGGUCUCCUGCCUGCUUGGCUACAUGCACGUGGAGAAACAAUGUUCUCUCGCUCUCUCUCCUUCCCUCCCCUCUCUUUCUCUCCUCUCCCCUCCCCUAUCCUCCUUUCUCUCUCCUUCUGGGGCCACUUCUGACGGCUGUGUCAGUGAUAGCCAUGUGCCCAUACAUAGUUCUCCGCAAUCUGCAGACAGCAAAUGAGGGCCAGUAGCAGGCAGUGGUAGUGGAGCCUCUGACAUAGUCACCGGCAACACUCAAGCCCAGUAGCGCUCCUCGUUAGACUGGAGUACACUUCACUGAAUGGAAGAUGCUCUGUCCCCAGAAACCAGGAUGCAUAAGAACCUGUUGGAAGUCUGGGCCUCCCAGAGGCCAGUUCAUGUUGGUGACUGUGCUCCUGGGGUUGGUGGCAGGAUUCCCAGAGAAUCCCAGUGCAGCCCGCCGGAGCCACCCUGGGCUGCCUCGUCUGCAGCUCACUCUAUAUUGGGCCAUCUUGCUCAGGAAACACCACAGCUCCUACUGGGCCCAAGACUUUGGAGUCAAAGGCCAAGGCAAAAGCCUCAGGAAUGGUGGGAGGUGAGGCUGACUAUGGCCUAAGCAAGGUUGACCUCUGUGUUAGGCCUAGGCACCAGAAAGGAAGUGAAGAGAGCCGCUGUGAAAGGGUUCCUCAUGUCGCGAUGCUUAGGCCAUGGCCACAGGUAGCUGCUGGAGCUUAGGUUGUCAUCCUCCCAGCUGCCCUAACUUUGCCUCCCAGGCUUCCCUGACUGCCUUUGCUAUCACCGUGCAGAAGUCAACUUCACCUGGAACCUACUUUCCAGAGCAGGAGUGUUACAGGCCAGCACAGACCUCAGUCCCCGAGUUUCCAGAAAGCCCUCUCACAAGGUCACAGGAGGAGGCACACCUCUGUGCACACCGAUUCUGUUGACUCCUGGCCAAUACCAUCAAGACCUUGACAGGGAAGCCUUGUGUGCCUGGAAGCAGGAGGGCAGCCAGGCACCCCCUGCUGUGCGGAGCCUGAACAGACAUCAGGAAGUCCAAGGGCACUGGGCCCUGUGAUCCCUUCCCCACACCCUCACUGGCAGUGCCGAUGUCUGGAGCCCUGAAUGUGGUCCAGCAUAGGGAAAGAUGCCGUGGAACCAUCAUUCAGACCUAAAGCCGGAGGCUGCACCAGCUUAGAUCUCAGAAUGAAGAGGAAACAGCAGAGCCACAGGUCUGUGCCUUUGUGCAUGUAUCUCAUACACACACACACACACACACACACACACACCGGUCUCUUGCCAUUCUCUGUACGGUGCCUUCAGAUUGGCUGUUUUCUAGACAUUCCAUCUCUGGCCAGAGAGGGAAGCACCCGCUGUCAUGCUCGUCACAACCCUACGGGUACAGUUCUGGUGGCUCGUGGCCCUGGCAGAACCUUCCCGCACCCAAGAAGACUCAGUUCCCCAGUAUCUAGGACCCAGGCCCUUGAUGCUGGCCCCUGUCGUUUCCCCGCUGUGGCCAUGAGCAGGAAUUCUGAGCCACCUCCACUUGCCCUAGUAGAGCUGACUGCCCUUGCUGACGUCCACCAUGUGGUCAAUUUAGCUCAGCAAAUAGAUCGAUAUCAAAUUAUCCCACUUCACCUUCAUAACUCUUAAGCAAGCCAGAGUGGAGGGAAGACGGGGUCACUAGAAAUAAAAAGCCGUGGAGGCCCUCUGUGGUCUAUCACCCGAAGACAGUGGCAGCAUCCGCGCCAGCUGCUGACACGGUUGUUAAUAAAGCCCAGGAAAGCACUGUCAGCUACAGUGAAGGAUAGCCACAGGUCAGCCCGGGACCCGCCUCGUACUGGCAGGGUACAAGACGCACCGUUUGUGACCUGAGCUCUUCUCAGGUGGGCAGUGAGUGCCGCGCAGGCAGACACGCUGGACGCCCGUCUGUGGGUCUUUCUACACACUGGGAGGAGCACCCCAACCUCUGCUGCAAACGAAACAUCUGAAAGCUGGAGUGACUGUCACAGCCAGAGAGAAAACUAAGGUGCCGACUGCACUGCUCGGGUGCACAGCCCUCGGUCUUCUGCCUUCGUGUAUCCUGGCCGCCUCCCUGGAGCCCCCCCCUUCCCUGCCUACGUCUGUGUGUGAGCAGAGGGUGAGAGUGGGUCUGGCGUGUGCGUGCGUGGUGCCUGUGGGCACUUGUCCCUGUAAAAGUGAGCAUGCACCCUGUCACGUGACCACAGGAGUCUUCCAGAGGACUGUGGGUGUCAGAACAGGCUCAGCUGGGUCAGGCACAUCUGCAUGUCCUGGCUUUGGUGGCCCUUCCCCCCAUUCGCUGGAUCCUCUCCGAAGCACAAGGAAGUCACUGACUUGGAGGGUGUAGCCCCUAGUGACAGGCUGAUGACUGUGUAAGAAUGAUAAACUAUUAAGCCAUCGGUGCACUCAUCCCCAUCUGUCAGGACUUCCCCACCCCACCACCAGUAAAAAGCAGCAACAGCCAGCAGCCCCAUGUCCAUGCCUCAACCGUGUUCUCACAGCACCUGCUCUGAUAGGAAAGAGCUACUUGUUAGAAAUGGACAGAGCUCUACCAGGCUGGCUGGUUUGUGCACACAUGCCAACAGACACACAUGUACAUUGAACAUACAUAAAACACGUGCACAUGGGUGACCAUGGGCAAAGCAGUCCUGAUUUCAGAAACGUCUCCCUGAAUGUCAGCUGCUUCAGAAGCUCCAGCAGCCAGUGUCAGUCAACGAGAACAGGUGUCUGGAGGAAGGGGUGUGGGACUCUGCAAUUCUGACAGGUCAUGGGGUCCACGGUGUCACCAGUUCUGCAAUGACCCUGCAUGUAGUUACCCACUUCUGUCCCAGAAGGGCAAGUCCAACCAAAGAAGACAAAAGUCACUCUUUAAAGGGCAUUUUAAACACUGUAGAAGGACAGGAAAGAGUGGCUGGCCCUGCAUGCUUACACACACACACACACCAGUUUAUUGAGUAAGGGGUUCAUGCUAUGGUCGUCUUCAAGAAGUGAAACCCAUGAGGCUGGAAAGAUGACUCCGGGUUGAGAGCAGUGGCUGUUUUCCAGAGGACCCAGGUUUAAUUCCCAGCACCAAUAUGACAGCUCACAACUGUCUGCAAUUCCAAUCUAGGGGAUACAGUGCCCUCUUCUGGUUCCUUUGGGCACCAGGCAUGCACAUACGUUGUGCGCAGGCAUAUGUGCAGGACAAAUGCUCAUUAAAAACAUCAAAUAAACGUGAAACCCAGACCACUGGUGACAUGGAGGCCCAGGUGGGUCUGUGGGUGGAACAGUCUUGGAGUCAGCUGUGCCUCUGCCUGAGAAACAAUGGCCCGUGCUUUGAGUGCUCACAGAACUUGAUCCCACCAGCGCUCGACUGUUCUGGGACGAGCUCCGUGCACCAGGGAAGGCGUUCAUUUAUACAUGAUUGAUACAUGAUUAAUAAAAACUCAGAGAAAUUGGGGUCCAACCUGAAGGUCCGAAAAAGCAAAGCAGCCAGCCACUGGCUCUUACCUCGACCUCAGUUUGAAAUGGCGACCCUGCCUCCAGGAAUUUUGGAAUGAGACUAUGUCUGAGAGCUGUUUCCUCCCAUUUUAUAAUUCUCCCUAGGGCAUCCAGGACUACACAAAGAAACCCUGCCCCUGCCCACCCCCCCGAAAGAAAAAGAAAAGAAAAAAAAUAUACUUUUUUUUUUUAAAAUACCUACUUAAUACAAGAAGAGUACACUGGAGAGACCAUGGAGAUGGCUUAGCGGGUAAAGGCCCUUCCACCAAGCCAGAGAGGACCUGAGUUCAACCCCAAAGUGCUGGAAAGAGAGAAAUGUCUCUGUACAGUCACCCUCUUGUCGCACGUGCCCUGUGGACAUGCACACCUACACAAUAAAUAUAUAGUAUAUAUAUAUAAUGAAAGGCUGGGUAUAGUGAUGCAUGCUUUCAAAUCCAGCACUUGGAAGGCAGAGGCAGAAGGAUCUCUGUGUGUUUGAGGCCAGCCUGUUCUACAGAAUGUGUUCCAGGACAGGUAGGACUACAUAAAGAGACCCUGUCUCAAAAUACAUAUGUGUAUACACACACACACACACACACAUAUAUAUAUGAAAUAUAUAUUUAAAGGAAAUAUAUAUACCCUUUAAAUUAUCAUUGUAACCUAGAUAUUUAUUCUGCUUAUUCCUGUUUAUACUUGUGGAUUUUUAUAGUAUGGAUAUGGUUGAGUUUGUUCCAUUUAGAAACUGAUUUAUUGUUUAAAUAAAUAUGCCAGUGAAAAUGGCCUUAUAUAACCCUGAAUACAUUAAAUUUUAAAAAAUUCCUUAUGGAAACCUGUUGGCAGAGGCUGCUCAUUCAUUCCUGGCCACCCAGACCUGAAAUAAUUACACAGAAACUAUAUUAUUACAACACUGCUUGGCCUAUUAGCUCACACUUCUUAUUGGCUAGCUCUUAUAUCUUAACUUAACCCAUUUCUAUUAAUCUGUGUAUCACCAUAUGGUCGUGCCUUCCGGUAAAGUUCCAUGUGGCACCCAGCCUCUGUCUUCUGCAGGCAGCUACACGGCUUCUCCUCAGCUCCACCUACUCUCUCCUCUCUCUGCUUGGAAUCCCCACCUUGCCCUAUUCUGCACUGCAAUAGGCCCAAAGCAGAUUCUUUAUUAACCAAUGGUAUUCACAGCAUAUGGAGGGGAAUCCCACAUCAGAAACCCACUCCUUUGAGGGUAAUUUAACUAUAAUUUGGGGCUGGAGAAACGACUCCACAGUGAGGCACUUGUUCUUGCAGAAGACCCAGCUUCAGUUCCCAGCACCCACAUGAUGGUCACAGCCAUUCAUAACUCCAGUUCCAGGGUAUUGGGUGCCCUCUUCUGACCUCUGUGGUCACCAGAUGUGUGUGGUACACAUGCCUACAUGCAGGCAAAACACCCUCACACAUAAAAUAAUAAAAUGAUUCUUUUAAGACUAGCCAAUUGAAUAAGCCUGUGACCUCAGCCAUGUAGGAAAGACGUGGUCAGUUCCUGCCUUUGAGUUCACUCUUACUAACGUCCUCUUGAUCAAGAGCGAAGUUUGCUUUGUCCAGACAAUUUUGUUGGAGUAGUGGCCUCUUUUCUUUGUGACCCUGAACUUAUUUCUAAUAAAGCUUCUCUAAAC